GAACUCGAGCUAGCUCUAGAGAGAGAUCGUAUCGCAAAAAUACCAUGGGCGUGUGUAUUCCUACCGCUGUCGAGUUUAGGAGGUUGUUGUUGAAACUACCAUCAAGCAGGGGAUUUUACUUUUAUGCCGAAACAUAAUAAGAGGGAAGAUUCAUCAUCUUAUUUUGGUACAUUGCGAUCUGUGGUUAAGCGUUGGAGUUGAUUAUGUGGUAGAAAUCUGAGGAUAUCUUCUGGAUAGAUAGAACUUGUUUAUCAUCACUUGCUGAUCAGAGUGGAGGGACCAGCAAACAACCUGCUCUAUCACUUGUUACAUGUACUUUAAGAUAUCUAAUUCACCUCUUGUCAUGCUGACAUAGGACGAUCCAAUUCAAAAUGGAGGACGGCAGCGGCCAAAGGGUCGCUGAUUAUUUUGUGGUGGCCGGUUUGACAGAGACAUCUCGGCCACUUGACGAAGAGUUCUUAGGAGAAGGACCAAGGAAACCUCCCAAGAACCUCGCCCCUAUCAUAGAUAUUGCUGUUAUUAUUAAGAGUCAAGGAGAGAAGAUCCCAACAGGAUAUACCUGUGUAGAGUCUACACCCAGUGGUCUACCAGCUGAUCUCAAUCAUGGAAGUUUAGCAAGCCCUUCUAUUUUUAUCUGCAUCCGUAGGGGCUAUGAAAAACCCCCUCUUACUGAUAUUGGGAUCUUGUAUGAGGGUAAGGAGAGGGUGAUGCCGGGCUGUGAGAUAGUCAGCCAUACCCCCAACGGCCAUCCAGCCAAUGUGAGCAACCGAAUAGGAGUUAAUAACCAGAGGGCAUACAUCACCUAUCGUCGAGCAUCCGAGAAUGCUCCCCACAAUUCGCUGGCUGUCAUUGACAUUUGUGUUAUCCUCAUGAACAAGAAUGAGAGUCCACCACAUGCUUUCUGUCUAAUUAACAAGAAUCUUAACAAGGGGAGUAUGAUGGGGUCUGAUGUCUAUCUCUGCUACAAGAAAUCAGCAAUCAGAGGAAACUCAAUAGUUUAUCAAGCAGAUAUGUUGAGUCGUUACCCCUUGGAGGAUUACGAGGAUUUCCCCCUCCCCCAGUCCAUCCCCUUCUGUAUGCCUAUGGGGGCUGCCAUCGAGUGCUGGGCAGAGACAAGGGAGCAUCCCCUUCCCGUAUUCUCCACGUUCGUUCUCACGGAUAUUGCCGGUGGCAAGGUACAAAAGGUCUAUGGAGCAGCUGUGACAUUCUACGAGAACUACCCCGAGGAGAAACUAAGCGAACAACAGAGGGAGGCCUUGCAGUUGAAACCUACCAACAACAAAAAUGGGCCAUCCGUCUACAACAUCCAUGUGAAUAAAUGCAUCUGUCUGCUCUCUCAUUGGCCCUUCUUUGAGGCCUUUAAAAAGUUUUUGUCUUUCAUCUACCGAGUCUCCAUCUCUGGACCACGAUCUAUUCCCAUUGAAAGGCAUAUCUCUCAUUUUAUGCAUGAAGUCCCCUUCCCAACACCUCAGAGACCUAGAAUAUUAAUGGAGUUGGCCCAUGACCAGCUGAUCUUAGCCAGACCCCAGACCUCUCCUAUCCCUCUGAGUGGAGCUAGCUACUGUGCUAUGCUGAGGAAUCUAGGACCAGAGAAGACCCUCAAUGUCCUGGCUUUCCUACUCCUAGAACACAAGCUGGUCCUGCACUCCCUUAGACCUGCUCUCCUUACUGGUGUGGCAGAAGCUGUGUCGUCGCUCAUCUUCCCUUUCGUAUGGCAGUGUCCAUACAUCCCCCUCUGCCCACUCAGUCUGUCAGACUACCUGAGUGCUCCCAUGUCAGUGGUUGUUGGUAUCGACUCGCGCUACUUUGACAUGUAUGACCCUCCCAGUGACGCUAUCUGCAUUGACAUUGAUACCAACACAAUCUUGCAGCUCGAGGACAAGAAAGGAAUAACAUGGAAGAUACUACCAAAGAAACCUGCUAAGAGAUUAUAUAACACAUUGACUAAGAUAUACCAGGAUAUCCAGGAAUCAGCUGUUGGUGAUGGCAUCUCGGAUGAGCUUGCAGUUGAGGUGUCUCCCAUCACGCUGGACUUCAGCCUCAAGAAACGACAGAUGCAAUUGGAGAUGAGGAUCCAGGAAGCUUUCCUGUCCUUCAUGGCAAUGAUGCUGAAGGGUUAUAGUCAAUAUCUACUCCCUAUCACACAACAACCCAGUAAUAGAGCUCUGGAUGCAAGCUCAAGAUUUGACUCCCCAGGUUUUCUGAAGACAAGAGAUAAGGCAUCCCAGGGGUUUUUCAAACAGUUUCUAAAAACUCAGAUGUUCAUCAAAUUCAUAGAGGAGAUCUCAUUUGUCUCAGAAAACGAUGAGAAGUUUGCUUUCUUUGAUGACUGUAUAGACAAGGUUGAUAUUGACAGCAAAGAUGACAUUCAUCUAAUAGACACAGAGAGUCAGGUUGAUAGUGAACACACAGUCUUUGUCAUGCCUCCAGAUGCAGAUGGAACAGGUGCACAAUAUCACUACACUGAGUUCCCAGUAUUGAUACCAGAGUUGUUCCAUGCUCCGACGAUGGAGGAACGGGACCAGCUGUCCACGCCCAGGACCAAGCAGGGUGUGGCUCAGAGUCCAUUCCCCCGGAGAACCAAGCAAGAGAUGAGAAACUCACAGAAGAUGGCUAAGAUGCAGGCUGCAUCACCAGAACAGUGGGCAAACUAUCUCUUGGGACAGUCCUAUGCCCUUUGGUUUAUUCAUUUACCGUCCUAUGUGAAGGCAACUCAUUCCAAGACAAGAGCACUCAGAACAGCCUUUGAGGUACUCAAGAAGAUGCAGGACAAGAACAUCCAACUCUUCGAUGAGGUGUGUUAUCGAGUACUAAUGCAGCUAUGUGGACAGUACAGACAACCCGUUUUAGCUGUACAGGUCUUUAUGGAAAUGAGGAAAAGAGGAAUUAAACCAAAUGCAAUCACAUAUGGUCACUAUAACAAGGCUGUCCUAGAAUGUCAGUGGCCAGCUUCAUCAUUCAGCAGCUACCAGCAGUGGGUAAAGCUUCGGAACACCCUUGCUGCCGUCACUCAGUUCCGGCGGGGCAUCAAGCAUCGCGGCAGCUGCUCGGACACCAAUAGCGAUGUCCUCAGCCAGGGUAGUGGGGACAGUAUGGAGCCACCAGGAGUGAUACUUGAACCAGAGAGAGGCAAGGAUGAGAGUGAUCUCAUCAAGCUGAUGGAGGGUACAGCUGCAGUCAACCUUACAAGGGAAGAGAAGAGCAGUACUGGCAAUUCUGACAUGGGCUAUGCCUCCAUGAUCAUGGACGAGACCACACCCAACGACCUCUUGACCUCUCCUGAACUCUCUCCCACCAAACUAGCCCGCCAGCGUGACUCCCAGUGCCUGGACGAGGAAGAUGAAGAGACUAUCAAAGCCCAGGAAGAAGUGUGUGACCCUGACGUCACUCAUGAGAAGGUCCCUAUAAUAGAUGGAGAGAUGGAGGGGGUUGUGGAGGGGAGAGGAGAAGGGGAGGAAGAGCAGCAGGAGGGGGAGAAAGAAGGUGAAUGUGAACGGACCUUUGUGGCAGAUGAUGAUAUGUCACUUGCUAGCCAAAGAAAAGAGGAACUGAGUGCAGAGAUCACCCACAUCAAGUCCCGUAGCGCACCUGUCAGUGAAGUCUCCACCCCUAUCAGUCGUAAGAGGCUUGACCUAGGGGGUAAUGAUACCCCUGAUGGUGGAUUGUUUGGUAUCACAGAUCUUGAAGAGGAACCAAGAGGUAGGGGCAGUAGCAUUCUGAGAAGAUCAAGGAGUAGUGUUACUAGUCGGGAAGCUGUGCAUGGUGAGAUGGUUUUGGAUACUACUCAUUCAUCAAUGAAUGCCAACACAUCGCUGUUAGACGCCAGUAAUCUUGAGGACAAUCCGUUUGAUGAUUCACAACUUUCAGACUCCAGUGACACUCCUCGAAGGAGGCACAAAAGUGCAGGAGAACACUCUUGGUCAUUAGCAAUCAGAAAACGGAACAGCAGCGGUGGUGAUGCCGCAGCCACCAUCACCGACAGUCUUGCCACUAGUGAUUCCAUCAGUGAGGAUAAGUUUGGUUGUGAUGCCAAAAUGCUUGAGAAAUUGCGGACUAGUAGUGAAAGCAAUCAGUCUGGUAGUCAUUCUCGGUCGUUGUCCUGUGGGAGCAGACCGCAAUAUAUCAACCAGAAGAGCGAGGAGUUCCCUGUGGAGGUGAAUGCCUUGGAUGAAGCGGGGAAGGAAGAGUUGUUGGACGUUUGCCAUCAGAUUGGAACCUUGAAUGCGAGUGAGGAUAGGGGGAGCUCAGAAGGAAUGACCGACUCUGGUGAUGAUCUCCUGGUUGCUAUUAAUGAGAAGAACUCACAAGAUACCAGACAGAGUGGCAAUGCUGAUUUGAUUGAACUAGUUGAAGAAGAUAGUAAACUGAAAGCUUCCAGUAUCCCUAAUGGUGUUCACGACAUACAUGUGAGUCCUAAACACACUACGGACAAAGUCAGUACUGACGAUGAUGCGUGUGACAGUAAUGAAAAACCACUUGAGAAUGGCUUGGGUAAAACGGAGCUGUACAAACUUGAAAGUAUGGAAUCAUUACCUAGCAACUCUUCAUCGAACGACACUAAAGACUCUAAAGAGAACCUGUCAUCAAAACCGCGAAAGACACCCAAGCGGAAUUCAAGCUUCCUAUCCAACUUGCUGACGUCACCAUUCACACCCCGCAUGUCCAAACAGUCCAUCAGUCGAACCUUCCAAACAGCUUCAUCUCAGAUGCAGACCUUGCGGACCCAUGCCUCAGACCUUGCCUCCAAGUUUGGAGAGUACACCAGGCAGCUCUCCUCCCCGGUUAUCAAAGACAGUCAAAGCAAUCCAAGCCUCAUUGACAUUGAUGAAACUUACGGAGGGAUAGAGUUUGGCGGCAAGUCUGAACCCAAAGACAUUGCUGGAUCGUGGAAUGAAAGCAAAAUGGAAAGUUUAAAUCCUGAAGAGAUGGGUAUCCACAUGCCUGGCUCACAAUUUGCAGGUAGUACACAGUCUCUCAAUAAUCCUAUGGCUUCUGAUCAAGAAGAUGGUUUUAACAACCCGAAGAGGCAGUAUGCUAUGCAUGUCUUCAUGACUAGUUGCUUCCGCUGUGGUGCUUGCCGAUCGGCCCUCUAUGAUGAACAUAUCAUGGCUGGAUGGGCCGCUGAUGAUUCAAACCUUAACACAAGUUGUGCAUUCUGUGGAUCACCUCGCGUACCAUUCCUGACCGUGACCAUCAAGGACCUUCGGGAGCCUGGAGGACAAUGCAACCUGACCCCCAGCCCGUCUGCAGAGAGCAUGCAAAGUAUACAAUCGGCUCCCUUCCUGAAGCAAGGCGAAACCCUCCCCGGAAAGACGGAUGAGUCUAACAACACCUACCAGUCCAAUCCUAGCGUUGAUAACUUAUCUCUUGGUAGCGAAGGUGAGGGUGACCCAAAGCCUGCCCUGACAGGGAGGACCAUGCCUGCCAGAAGAGAACCAGGACUACAUCACUCAGCGGGAGAAACAAUAAUAAGGGAACAACUGAAGAAACCUGAUGGAGGGCUGGAGAACUCCCCUUCUGCAGCCAGGAGACGGACUGUUAGUGAGUGCCAUAGUGUUGAUUUGCUGAAGGAGGUGGACUCUUCAGAAAGGCCAGGGAAUGGGUACCCUGCCAACAUGCGUCCAGGAACUUCCUACAGUCUACCCCGCUGCAAAACCAUCCAGGAGACCUCCAGUGCCAGCCUCCUGGCUGAUUUCUCCACUUUCUCCACCUCCAGUCUCCCCUCCAGCAUGCGCGGCUCCAGGGAGUACCUAGCUCCGCCUCCUCGCAAGGACACAGAUCCUGACCCUGUCAAUGUGCCGUACCUAAGCCCUCUGGUGCUUCGCAAGGAGAUUGAAAAUGUUAUUGAUAAUGAGGGUGAAGAGUGUCUGAGGCAGCCUGCUUUCGUGUUCCAGCACCCUAUUAUAUUCUGGAACCUUAUCUGGUAUUUCAAACGGCUUGAUAUGCCCAAUUAUCUAGAGGGUGCCCUUCUAGCUGCCUACAGUGAAAACAGGGAUCCAAAUGAUGGUGGUCGUUACCUUGCAACUGACUCCAGGUACGUGAAGGUAACGAUCCUAUGGGAUAAUCUGAGUCUGUACAAAGAGGAUGGUAUUCCCAUGUACCUUCAUUGGACACCUAAUGCACAGGCUAUCAAGAAUGCUAUCGAUGCACCGGACAAACCAGAUUUCUCAAGCUCGUUCAUGCUCCAGAUUGUGAAAUGCAUCCGAUUCAAUAACGUGUUCCUUCCAAUCACCAUGUUGCUGGAUGAGUUCACCAGACAAAACAUCCCUGUAGGAGAACAUCGUAGCAUCUAUAGAGAACUCCUCUUCCUAUCCUUCCUCGCCCUUGGAAGGGAUAAUGUUGAUCAUGAUGCGUUUGACCAGCAGUACCGAGUGGCGUACUCCAAGCUGAGAGAGGACCAGAAGGAAAAGAUGCAAAAGAAUGACCGUCCUCCGCCCAGGGCUGUCCAGAUGUGCCGUACUGUCUUCUGUGAUCUCAGUUUAUAGAGUGAUGGGGAUUGCAAAUUUAUCGCUUAGAGAUGAGGAAUAGAAAAACGUUUGAUGCCAAGAAGAGAGAUGGAGAGAGAGAGCAGACAUUGAAGUUGAGGAUGUAAGGUGUGCCACACCAUUUCCUGCAAUAUUUCCUUUGAAAGAAGGGCUCACUGGUCUACAAGUUCUUGCCAAAGAGAAUGAUUGGAACAUGUAGCAUUUAUGCAUAGAACAACAGGCAGUCAGUCAGUCAGGCAGUCAUCUUAACAGGAUUGUUCUGAGGGGAUGUUUCAUGAAAAUUAGCUGUAGCUAACUUGUCAGCUCUGACAAAUUCAGUGAAAUCUUUGGUUUCACUUGGCUAAAAAAGUUGUGGUCUCUAAAUGGUAACUGGCUAGAAAAUGACAACUUUUUUAUUACUGGCCUCCUUCCAUCUCAGAUGAAGCAUAAAGAGAGAGAUGAGGAUCCCUAUUAUACAGUAUUUUUUUUUAAAAGAGAACAACAGUGUCAAUGGAUUCAUGUUGAAUAGCUUGGGAUAAGACAUAGGAAAACAAAAACAUAUAAACAGGCAAAGAUAGACAUUUUGUACAGAAGUCAUAAAUCAUUUACUCGGCAUUCAGAUAUACCACACUCUGCUGCAAUGGCACUUCAAUCAGGUUUAGAAGAGGAAGAUGACGGGUCAUGUUACUCCCUGAAUAGGAGAAUCAUGGUGGCAUCCAAUGAAGAUGAAUGGUAGAAAUAAAAAGAAGUGUUGCUGAUUGAAUAUUUAUUAGUUGGUUCUAAUUUGUCCUUUUUGAUACUUGUUUCCACACUCAUCACUGCCAUGGAAUCAGUUAUCAAAAUCUUGAAAGCUAAUGCAUGUGUUUAUGGGCUGUCUUGUGCCAUUGGUGUGUGCAUUACUCAUCAUUCCCUUUAGAUUGAUUGCUGAUUUAGGUCCCCUCCCCCCCACCCUUUUUUGUAUAAAGAAACUUUUUUGAUCUGUGAUCAUCCAUGGUCAGUAAAGACUGUAAUUCCUUAUUACUCCACUAAGUAUUAAGUUAGCUUUGGUUUAGCCUUGUGUGGCCCAAUCGAUAUUGUGUUAGUCUACAAAACACAAAUACUUUGUUUGAAUCCUGAUAUCUCCAAUGAAAAAAAUGUUUUUUUUUUAUUUCUUACUUGCAUAUUAACGUUAUUUCAAUGGUAAUUUAUUUCAUCAGAUGCUAAAUUGAAUUUUAAUGUCUAGCAUCCUCUAUCGACCAAGGACAAAAAAUUAUGGUCUCGCACAAAGGUUGUGAUGGAUUGCAAAUUUGAAAGGGUCGUCUUGAUUGGCCAUUUCCAUUUUCAAAUUGAUUGCAAGCCUUUGUAUUACAGGGCCUGGAAGAUAAAUCAGUGAUGGAAGUAAUGAAAUGAUACAUAUCUUUGUGAAGGAAUUCCAUCUACUUGUGCCAUUAUAUGUGUUGUACACAUUGCGAUUAAAGACAUCGGCAAAAAUUGUAUCAUCAAAUUGGGAUAUUGAUUACAUUAAAGUUACGGUCAGAAAGUAUCCCUCCAUGUUAAUUCUGGUUUAGUUGAUUAUGUUACUGAUGUGUAUGAACAAUAUUUAUGAUUUCUCCAUGUAAAAUGCAAUAUCGUAACAGCGAGACAGCGAUUGUGACAGUGACCCAUGUAUGAAAGUUACCAGCUGUCAAACUUGAAAGUUGCUAGAAAAGAUUUACUGUAUAGUGAAAGCAUUGAUGAUUAUAUUUUAGAGAAAUGGACUGAGUUGAAAUAAUGUUUGUACUAAAACAUUUAUGUUGGUCAAAUCCUCAUGCGGCAAAGGAUUUUUCCCUCAUGAAUCUAAUGUGUAUUAUUUGGCACAAAUCUGUUACUAAGGCAUACUAAGAAUUGGUUCUCAUACAUGUGUGAUAUCACUCAUGCAGUGACAUGUUUGACAUAUGCUGAUGAAUUUUUUAUGAUAUAUCUUAAAGACACUUGUCAAGAGUCUAUGAUUGGUACUUUGUAAAUUGCUUGUAGAUAUCUUCUCAGUGCAAUGCCAAAACAAAACAAUGAUGUAAAUAUUUCAAAUUUUUGUAUGUUUCAAAAUUGUUAUUGUCUAUCACUUUCAGGAACACAUUCUGUAUGUAUAUUGGAUAGUUUGUAUGUAAGUUUUGUCUCUCUUUGCUUUUUUCUAAAUUUGAAAAUGCCUAGCUAUUUGAUAAAGUGACUGCUGUAUGUAAGUUUGUAUUAGAUAACUAUACAGAUACAACUCUUACAAUGAACCAAUGUAGUUCGAAUCUAUAUUUGUACUUGAGUGUAAGGUGUAUAUCUCACAAGACUCACAUAAAUAAAGUUUGUAAUAUUCUGUGGUAAUUUUUUUUUAUUUUCUGUUACUUGUGAAGACAUCUGGAGACUGAAAGAAGGCUUGUUGAAUUUACAACAGUUAUUGAGGAAGCUGGCAGCAUUUUACCCUAAAUUAUUUUGUCGGUGCAUUUAUCAUGUAGUAUCUAUGUCCCACAUUGUACUUAACAUUCCAUAUAUCCACUAUGUACUUCACAAUGAUAUAUAUUAUCAUUGCACAUACUUGAACAUAAUCUUAGCAUUUAAAAUGAGGUAAGAUCACAUCUCUGCUACAAACUUCAAAAAAGCGAGUAACCACCAGACCUCCAGUUCAUAUUCACAUAUCAUACACUGAGUGCUCUUCCUAUUGUCCAAGUCUUUAUGAUUUUCUUUCACAGGAAAUAUCACUCUUUUCACAGAUUGACUCCUUUACACCUGAGUAGGACAGUAAUGGCUUUUGGGGAAAUACUUUAAAUGUUCAGUUCACUUGAUGUUUGCAUCAAGUUAUUAAGGACACCUGUUAUUGAAUAUGUGUACACACACUGCAUUUUGAUGACUGGAUAUUUUGAACCGCCAUCUCGGCAUUACUUGUAGUUAAUGUCAUGUACAAAGUGACAACUGGACACCUUUUUUCACAAUAAUAUGAAAUUUACAUUACAAUAAAAGUGUCUUCUGAUAACAUACAAAUACAGUCACAAUGCACAGAAUAGAAAGGACUUUGUGCAUGCUGCAGGAUUGAAUGUCCUGUGUUGGAUUGAGAGAAUGUAAAACAUAGCAGAUCUUUGCCUCUUUCCCUUGCUCAUAUGUUGUAUAAUAUCUGGUUUAUAUUACAAGGUACAAUUUGAGAAUGUCUCUGAUUUGUUCUUGCCCUUAGUUGGUAUGUUAUCAAAUGAUUUAAUUAUGGAGGAACAAAUAUAUUUCGUUUAUAUACAUGUAUCAUGUGCAAUCUUAACAACUAAUUCACAGAUAGAUUAUUGCUGUAAAGCUGUUAUGGGGACGUCGCUGAAAUUGAAGGACAAUGAUUUGCUUCCAAGAGUAUUUGACAAUUUACCUGAUACUUGAACAGUUCAGCAUGUUUGUGUGUGUUGUAUUUAUGCAUGUACUAGUGGGAAGUAAACUUUAGUUGAUUGCAAUUAGUUUACAGCAAUACACAGUGCACAAUUAACAUUAUAUAUAUAUAUGUAUGUAACACGUCUUGUAGGAGGAUAUUGACAUUGAUACCCAAUAAAAAUUGAAAUCAGAGAUUAAAUGAAGAAGUCAAUUUUUAGCUUCAAUUAACUCUGUUUAAUGUUAUGAGAAAAAAAGAUGGAUCAUGAAAUAUUGCCAAGUAUUGUUGAGAUUUGACUCCUACUUUUAAAUCUUCUGAGCCGUUGUAGGAAGCCAUCCUUAUCCGUUAAUGCAUUCACUUCGCAUAAACAUCAACCUUAAAAAAAGUUAGUUAAAAUUUGAGCUUCCUAAUCCAAAUGUAUUGCAAAAGAUAGUAUUUUCAUAAUAAAUUGUUGGUUGACUUGUUUUUCUGUUUGAUUUCAUUUCUGAAUGAUUGUAUCUGUGUGCUACUUUUUAAAGAAAAACAAAAUCAUUAAGAGUAAGUAAACUAAAAAGAAAUUUCAUCCUUCACCUUAACUAUUUGAACAACCCUGUUUAGAGUUAAAAAAUAAAGGAAACCUGUUUCCAUCACCAAAAGUUUGCCAUUUACUAAUGGUUACCAUAUUAUUUCUUUAUCAAUGAUAAAGGAGUCAUGACAACUUUAAUGUAAUGAAAGUAGUUGCCAGGGUUAUGGCUAGGAUUCCAUAACAUAGUGUUCUAUCAGUUACAAAAUGACAUUGGCCAGUCAUAAGUAUUGUAGCAUACCCAUUUUGUUUAUGAGUCUAACCACCAACCAAUCAGAAUCAUUCUUUCAAAUUAUAAUUUAAAUUCAAAUAUAUAUGUUAUUGGACCCUGUCUGUCAUUCCGUGUGUUGGCAAAGAGUAUUUGACGGGCCGGUUUCAUUUCUCAAUGUAUGUAUAAUAUUUUGUCAGACUCUCAUCUUAAUUUGUAUUUUGUCUUUGCACCAAGUGAUGCCUUUUCAAGCACACAUGCCCCCCCCCCCUCAUCUUCUCUCAUGAAGAAACCUGAAAAGUGAAAUCAUUGGAACAAGCGAAUAGAACAGAGUUAAUUGAAAUAGUAAAGAAUAAUCAUAUUUGAUGUCGUAGAAGGGUACCAGGAAUUUGCUGCGGUAUAACAACUUUAAUCUGUUGUAUAUAUAUUAUGUUAACCUUGUGGUUUUAUCUGUAUAUAAAGCACGUCUUCAAGAUGGUACAUACUAUAUCAAACACAUUUGCAUUGUACUGGAGUUUUGUUAUAGAGAAAAUUGAACACGUGUAGACCAUUUAUAAUGUACAGGUAUAACAAUUUUGUAGCUUGAUAGUUAAAAUCAUGUAAAGAUCUGUUCUCAGAAUUGUAUAAAUUGCCCAUGGAGAACAUUUAUAAUUUUGUUAGGCAGAAUUUUUUUUUCAUAUUUUUUGCCAUUUGUGGAGUAUGUGAUUUACGAUGUACUGUACCAUAUUAAAAUGACAAUAUCCUAAAUACUACUA
Molecule: messenger RNA, 11332 nt
Organism: Lytechinus variegatus (green sea urchin)
Lineage: Eukaryota; Metazoa; Echinodermata; Echinoidea; Temnopleuroida; Toxopneustidae
Product: C-myc promoter-binding protein-like
Exons: 30
Coding region: 372-6485 (2037 amino acids)
Biological process (GO): regulation of Rab protein signal transduction
Cellular component (GO): cytoplasmic vesicle
Molecular function (GO): protein binding
Source: RefSeq, a predicted model, not a curated record